CUGUUGUUGUUGUUUGUUUUUUUUUUUGUCUCAGUUGAAGGUCUCUGUUAACAAGAGCAUGCUGAGACCUACAGGAAAAGUAGUGGGUAUUAUAAAGCGAAACUGGCGACCGUUUUGUGGCAUGCUCUCCAAGUCACAGAUUAAAGAGGCAAGGCGACAUUUGUUUACACCAGCUGAUCGCAGGAUUCCUCGGAUUCGAAUAGAAACAAGACAAGCAGAUAAAUUGGAAGGACAAAGAAUAAUUGUUGCUAUUGAUGGUUGGCCUAGGAAUUCCAGGUAUCCUAAUGGUCAUUUUGUGAAGAAUUUGGGAAGUGCUGGAGAUAAAGAGACUGAGACUGAAGUUCUUCUCCUUGAACAUGAUGUCCCUCAUCAGCCAUUCUCUCAGAAUGUCCUCAGUUUCCUACCAAAAAUGCCAUGGAGCAUUACAGAAAAGGAUAUGAAAUAUAGGGAGGACUUGAGGCAUCUAUAUGUUUGUAGCGUUGAUCCUCCUGGCUGUACAGAUAUUGAUGACGCAUUACAUUGUAGAGAAAUAGGAAAUGGAAAUCUGGAGGUUGGUGUGCAUAUUGCAGAUGUCAGUCAUUUUAUCCGUCCAGGAAACGCUUUGGAUGAGGAAUCAGCAAAAAGAGGAACAACUGUAUAUCUGUGUGAAAAGAGGAUUGAUAUGGUUCCAGAACUGCUUAGCUCCAAUUUAUGCUCCUUAAGAUCUAAUGUGGACAGGCUUGCAUUUUCAUGUAUAUGGGAGAUGAACCAAAAGGCUGAAAUUCUGAACACCAGAUUUACAAAGAGUAUUAUUAAUUCCAAGGCUUCUCUCACAUAUGCUGAAGCACAGAUGAGAAUUGAUUCGGCAACAAUGAAUGAUGAUAUUACUGUCAGCCUGCGUGGACUGAACAAAUUAGCAAAAAUUCUGAAGAAGAAAAGAAUUGAUAAUGGAGCUUUGACGCUUUCCUCACCAGAAGUUCGUUUUCACAUGGAUAGUGAAACUCAUGAUCCUAUUGAUCUGCAAACUAAGGAACUUAAAGAGACCAACUCCAUGGUUGAAGAGUUCAUGUUGCUUGCCAAUGUCUCUGUAGCACAAAAAAUUUAUGAUGAGUUCCCAGAGUUUGCCUUGCUCCGGAAACAUCCUGCUCCUCCUCCAUCGAAUUACGACAUCCUUGUGAAGGCAGCGAAAUCCAAGCUGUUCUUUAAAACUAAGGGAGUAGUGAAUGAAGAUGCG
Messenger RNA from Meleagris gallopavo (turkey), 1213 nucleotides. The record is from RefSeq and is a predicted model, not a curated record. Lineage: Eukaryota; Metazoa; Chordata; Aves; Galliformes; Phasianidae.